GGCCAGCGGCAGAGGGGAUGUCCUACUAACUUCCACCAAAAAAAAUAAAAAAAAAACUUUCUAGAAACUUUCAGUCCAACAGAAAAAAUACACUGACUGACUGACAAAGUGUCGCAACUCGCCUCACUCCUGCGUUAAUUGUUUUUAGUGUUUUUUAAGUGUUUUUAUUCUUUUGAACUAAAACAGAGGCUGCACAUCCACUUUGAUAACUGUUGAAUGAGCCGCAAUUGCGUAGAGAGUUUUCUUGCGAUUUUUUGCUCCUUAUUUUAAUUUGACGGUGCGAUAAAGUUAUUUCUUUAUCACUAAAAGACUCGUGAUGGCUGUCCUGUCACUAGCGUUACUCCUCCUAGGAUUUGCGUUGACUUCAGCUGACAAGGCUGGUGAAGUAGAUAGAGAGGACCAGCUGAGAAGCCGUCUGAAGGAAUAUGGCCUGGUCACUCCCUUCAGCACCGACUCUCAUGGACACUACCUGUCACACCUGCUCUCUGCCACGCACAAGCAGCGCGUCAAGAGGGAGGUGUUUUCUUCUGGUGAAGCUGAACAGACACUUUUCUUCAACAUCUCCGCCUUCGGGAAGGAGUUCCACCUCCGUCUGCGCCCUAAUAACAGACUGGUGGCGCCGGGCGCGAUGGUGGAGUGGCACGACGAGAUCCAAAGCUUUGGGAACGUCAGCGCCGGUGACGAUGCCAGUACGGGCGCCAACCAGACCGAAGCCACCAGCAGGGCAGAGAGGAUACUGCACCGUGAGCUGCUAAAGACAGACUGCACCUUCAUCGGUGAGAUCUCAGACGUUCCCGGGGCCUCGGUUGCCAUUAACAACUGUGACGGACUGGCUGGGAUGAUCCGCACCGAGUCAGACGAGUACUUCAUCGAGCCGCUGGAAAGGGGGACUCAGGAGCUGGAGGACCAGGGCCGGGUCCACGUGGUUUACCGCAGGUCUGCUCUGGUGCAGGCUCCCUCUGACAUCUCUGUGGACUACCAGCUACAAGAACCCGAGCUGGAUGUACCCGGGACCCUGGACUCUCUAGCCCGGCAGGUCAAUGAGACUGUCCUCCGCCGUCGUCAGAGAGAUGCCGGGGAGGACGACUACAACAUUGAAAUCCUGCUGGGAGUUGAUGACUCAGUGGUUCGGUUUCACGGCAAAGAGCACGUGCAGAAUUACCUCCUCACUCUUAUGAAUAUCGUGAAUGAGAUUUACCACGACGAGUCCCUGGGAGUCCACAUCAACGUGGUCCUGGUGAGGAUGAUCAUGCUGGGGUAUGCCAAGUCCAUCAGCCUCAUUGAAAGAGGCAACCCAUCAAGGAGCCUAGAGAAUGUGUGCCGCUGGGCAUUUGUGCAGCAGAAAGGCGACCCUGAUCACGCCGAGCACCACGAUCACGCAAUUUUCCUCACUCGCCAAGGCUUCGGCCCCACGGGGAUGCAGGGUUAUGCUCCAGUCACAGGAAUGUGCCACCCAGUCCGGAGCUGCACCCUCAACCAUGAAGACGGCUUCUCCUCAGCCUUCGUUGUGGCUCACGAGACCGGACAUGUCUUGGGUAUGGAGCACGAUGGCCAAGGCAACCGCUGCGGGGACGAAACGGCGAUGGGAAGCGUGAUGGCUCCUCUGGUGCAGGCGGCCUUCCAUCGAUACCACUGGUCCAUGUGCAGCGGACAGGAGCUGAAGAGAUACAUCCACACGUACGACUGUCUCUUGGAUGACCCCUUCAAACACGAUUGGCCACAACUUCCUGAACUUCCUGGCAUCAACUACUCGAUGGAUGAGCAGUGUCGAUUUGACUUUGGAGUGGGCUAUAAGAUCUGCACCUCAUUUCGUACAUUUGACCCAUGUAAACAGCUGUGGUGCAGUCACCCGGACAACCCUUACUUCUGCAAAACCAAAAAAGGGCCACCUCUCGAUGGGACGGAAUGUGCUCCUGGAAAAUGGUGCUACAAAGGUCACUGCAUGUGGAAAAACCCUAAUCAGGUCAAGCAAGAUGGCUCCUGGGGCUCCUGGAGCAAAUAUGGCUCCUGCUCCCGCUCCUGUGGGACUGGAGUUCGCUAUCGGACACGUCAGUGCAACAACCCGGCGCCCUCUAACGGUGGACAGGACUGCCCUGGAGUGAACUACGAGUAUCAGCUGUGCAACACUGACGACUGCCCCAAGCACUUCGAAGAUUUCCGAGCCCAGCAGUGCCAGCUCCGGAACUCCCACUUUGAAUUCCAAAAUGCCAAACACCACUGGCUGCCCUACGAGCAUCCGGACGCCAACAAGAGAUGCCACUUGUACUGCCAGUCAAAGGAGACAGGAGACGUGGCGUACAUGAAGCAGCUGGUGCAUGAUGGGACACGGUGCUCCUACAAAGAUGCCUACAGUGUCUGCGUGCGUGGAGAAUGUGUGAAAGUUGGCUGCGACAGAGAGAUUGGCUCCAACAAAGUUGAGGACAAAUGUGGCGUUUGUGGUGGAGACAACUCCCACUGCCGCACCGUUAAAGGAACUUUCACCCGAACGCCAAAGAAACCUGGUUACCUUAAGAUGUUUCUCAUUCCUCCUGGAGCUAGACAUGUCAUCAUCCAAGAACAUGAGGCCUCCCCUCAAAUUCUUGCAAUCAAGAACCAGGCAACAGGGCAUUACAUCCUCAACGGGAAAGGAGAGGAGGUCCAGUCUAGAAGCUUUAUCGACUUGGGCGCGGAGUGGCACUACAUCAUCGAGGACGACGUGGAGACGCUGCACACUGACGGACCUCUGCAUGACCCCGUGGUGGUUCUGAUUAUACCCAAAGACAAUGAAACACGGUCUACUUUGAUGUACAAGUACAUCAUCCAUGAAGAUUCAGUGCCUGUCAACAACAACAAUGUGAUCCAGGAGGACACGUAUGAGUGGGCUCUGAAGAGCUGGUCUCCAUGUUCUAAGCCUUGUGCCGGAGGGUUUCAGUACACCAAGUAUGGAUGUCGAAAGAAAGGAGACACCAAGAUGGUCCAUCGAGGCUACUGCGAUGCCAGCAAGAAGCCAAAGCCCAUCCGCAGAAUGUGUAACCUUCAGGACUGCACACAGCCUCAAUGGAUCUCAGAGGAAUGGGAGCAUUGUACCAAAACCUGUGGCAGCCUGGGCUUUCAGAUCCGAACCGUUCGCUGCGUGCAGUUGCUCCACGAGGGCACAAACCGCUCCGUUCACAGCAAGUACUGCAGUGGGGAGAAGCCAGAGAGCCGGAGGCCCUGUAACAGAGUCCCAUGUCCUGCCCAGUGGAGGACCGGAGCGUGGUCAGAGUGCUCUGUGACCUGUGGAGAGGGGAUGGAGAGGCGUCUGGUCACUUGCCGAAUCGGAGAUCAGUGUAACGGAGAUAAACCUGAGACCGUGAGGCCGUGCAGACCGGGACCCUGCCACGAUGAGCCAUGUAAUGGAGACAAAUCCAUCUUCUGCCAAAUGGAGGUCCUAGCGCGAUACUGCUCUAUUCCAGGCUACAACAAACUGUGCUGCGACUCCUGCAGCAAGCGCAGUGGAGCUUCGUCUCUGUUCUCGGAGGCGACUGAGACGGAGGAGCAUGUCCGCUUCGGAUCCGCCUCUCAGCUAUUAGAGACAUUAACAGCCUCAGCAGUGGCCAACGGCACUCGCAGUGGUAAACACGGCUCAGGCAAAGGAUCCGCCACAUUAGGAAAUGCUGCAAAACAUGUCACCACCCCUCCCCCGCUUAAGAAAACCCUGUCAAAGAUCACCACUGCACCACGGCGGGUCCGACGACACAUGGGACUCACUGACAGGAAGCUGCCCGCUAUCAGCACAUCUCCUCAAGGAAGUCCCACUGAUGGUCAAAGGUCGAGCAGCUUGAAAGAUAGUCGGUGGCCCACUGCGUAUUCUAAAGUGGAGAGAUGAAAGUGAUGCCCUUCCCCUUCAGGACUCUUAAUGUACAGCAGAUAAUGCAGCUUCAUCCCGAGUCUUCUCACGCCAUAAAACACCACCGAGAGACAAACAGAGAGAGAGAGAGAAAGAAAGAAAAGUGCUGGUUCACUUUUUUGUUAAGAAUUUUCCAUCCCUUACAGGGAGCUCCCAGGGUAUAUUAUUACUUAAACAGCCAUGUUGCUUUGCUUUCAUACAUUUCUUUGAGAGGAGAAAACAAUACAAUAAUUUUAAUGUAAAGAGGGCCCAUGGUCCAAAGGGAAUUUUCGUCCGUGUCAAAUGAAAAGCUUAACGCAACACAGCGCUGGUAGUUCAUUGUGAAUCAUUUUACAAAAUAGCCAAAGCACAGAUUAAUAUUCAAAAGAAGUAUUUAAUAUAUACGAUACUGGCUCCUAACUUUUAACAGUAGAUAUUACAAAGAAAUGGUUGCUUAAUUCCAACCCAACCUUUUAACCCAAUGACUCUUGAAGCUUCCUUUGAUGUCAGCUACCGUGACAGGUUCAGGAAGGUGUCUGUAUUUCUCCUCUGAUUGGUCUUUUCUCUGGUCUUGUCAUUUAAUGAAUGGGGCCCCUUGUGUCUGGAUAGUGUUGCAACGGGUCCUUUGGUGAAUCCUCAGCAGUGACAAGGGAGAAAAUGUCAACAGGUGCAGUCAUAAGAGCUGAUUCAAUUUGUGAAAAAAGAACUCAGAACAUACACUUGUGGCCGUGUAAAAAAACACAACACGGCUUAAAUAACAUUGCACAACAGCAUGAUGCAACUAAUGAAACACUUCCAUGUGAAAUCUGUAAACUGAUGAGAGAUUUACAGUAAUGUUUCUAUAAAUGUGAAGUGGAAGAUGAUAGAGAAAAAGUUGGGACGAUUUAAAACGGAUCAUAUGAUGCAGCUGAAAAUUCCCUUUUUACUUGAAUGUUACAAACUGCCAUUUUCUUGCCAAAAAAUGUAAGUGUGAAGCUUGACUAGUAGAUAAUUCAAUUGUCCCAGGAGUCACUGCAUGUACUAAAUCAAACACCGGACUUCAUUUGACCACAUAUGGAAAGUGGCCAAACCAGUAAAAACCAUUAGAAAAAUGGUUUUAGUUGUAUAGAUUUUUUUUUUUUUAAAUAUCCAGUAAUGUCUGUUAAAUGGCGCUCCACAGUUUCUAUGGAAAUGGGUAUUUAUAAAGGUUCCUGUAAAUACUGUACAUGAAAAAUCAGUAUUAUUUUAAGAAGCCGAGGAUGCCAUUUUAAUCAACUACAAUAACAUAUAUAUCAUUCAUAAUGUUUACAGUUUCAGCACAAUAUGUUACAUGGACAUAAACAACUCUCUGACUGUUAAUGCUGUUGCAAAGUUCUCUGGGGAAUGUUUUAAAAGAAUAGUUCAACAUUUUCAGAAAUAUCCUUGUUUGCUUGCUUGUUGAAAGUAAAAUAUGAAGAUUGAUCACACUUUUAUAUCUCUGCUGUAAAUAUAAAGCUUUCAGCCAGUAGACGUUAGCUUAGCAUAAAUACUGGAAGCAGGGCAAACAGCUAGUCUGACUUCGUCCAAAGUAAAAAAAUAAAUGCCUACCUACACCUCUGAAGCUCGCUUAUUAUGCAAUAUCUUGUUUGUUUAAUUCGUACAAACCCGACAUGUAAAAAACAACACUAAAAGGUUUUGUUACCUUUUGACAGAGCCAGGCUAGCUGUCCCUCUAUUUCUAGUUAUUGUGCUAAGCUAAGCUAACUGGCUCAUGUCUGUCAGUUCAUGUUUACUAUGCAGACAUAAGAAUGGUGUCAAUACCCUCUACUAACUUUUGGCAAGAAAGCAAAUAAGCACAUUUCCCCAAAUGUCAAACUAUUCCUUUAAGAAGUAUCUUGUAUGCAUUACUUCAUCCCAGCCUUUACCUUUUUUUCUAAAUCAGAAGUUUGAACGGUGCUAGCCCUCGACCUUUCCAACUAUAUUUAUUAUAUUGCCCUCCUUGUGAAAGUGUUUGCCCAAAAAAGUUGAAGCUGUUAGAUCAAAGAAGGGAACUAAGUAAGGAAUGUAUUUAACAAGUGUUCUCAAUACUGUAUGUUAUAUACAGCAGGCGCUAGUUCAGCUUGAACAGACUAAAAAAAAGGAAGUGAAAAUUCCACCAUGCAACUAAAAUGAAACUUCUACUUUGAUGUGACCAUGAAAAACGCAAACAUUCAUGUUGAAAUAGAUUUUUUAGUGUUGGAUUUGCAGGUUAUUUUCUAUAGCAACAUAAACUGUCGAAUUUCAAUUCACUUAAAGCUGCAUUAAGCGUUUUUUUUUAUUACCACUAGGGGGCAGAAAGACUCCCAAACAAACUCACAUAGUUGCAUAUUUUACACAUCCAGCAGAAAGAGAGCAACAGGAAUCACAGUUCUGUCCACCUGAUGAAUUUAAAUCCAGCAUUCACUCUCCUUUUAGCUCUUUUUAGGUCUCUACCAACUUCUGAGGGAAGUAGCUGUCUCUUUAGCUCCUAGAUGUUCCAAUUUCUUCACCAGCUACUCGUGUAUUUCAGCUCUCUGCUGUUUGGUGCUAACAUACAUUCAGCUUUUUGAUUUGAUCUGUGGGGGUUGAGGAGAGCCAAACCAAUCUGCUAAAAGCAGUGUAGUGGUGCAGGUGUUUAUUCUCAUGUGAUUCAGCGCUGUUACAUUACAUAGUCAUUUGAUUCAUUUUAUAAUAAACAGAUCUCGCUUAAUGGAGCUUUAAGAUCAUCACGGCCAUACAUAACAACAAGGUUUUAUUGUACAUUUUGUGUUUACAGGAACAAAUCCUCAUUUUAAGCACACUAAAAUUUAGUGUAUGUGGAACAUGUUUUUUCCAAGUAUUUUCCAAAUGGCUUUUUAUGGUGUAAGAAGGUUCAGGAGAGAGAAAGCUAUUUAUUUAAAAAAAUAAUAAAAAAAAAGGAUUUCCUCACAACCACCAUGCAUCUGACUGCAAUAGCAAAGACACAGUUUUGUGUUUUCAGCAAAGAAAUAACUAUUCACACUCACGUCUGUGUGCCAAUGUAUAGUACAUGUAUAUAGCAUUGAGUACAUGAAUAUUUAUUGAAAGUUAAAGCUUUGUUUUUACAGUAUUUGCAGUGCCAGCUGGUCAAUAAGCUGCACAUAAACCAUUGAGUCACAUUAAUCACCAUUUUUCUUUCCACAUUUUAAAAUUUUAAAUAGAUUUCUACUUCUAUUUUAAAACACAUGAUAGAGUAGGAAUUACAUUGUUUUUUGCAAACAAUUAGAUGUAAAUACACAUGCUCAAUUUUGAGAUGUUUUACUCGUCAGAAAGCUGUCUUUUCACAGCUGUUUCGUAGUUGUUAACACAGCUGUUACAUCACAGCGAAGUGUACUGACCAGACAAAUGCUUUAUUUUAACCAAUAAAACAUUAAUAGUGUAGUACCAGAAAACCAGUAAUGUUGUUUUUUAUGCUGUUUGUAGAUGUCAGUAUUUUCUAACCAUUUUACAUUUUCCUCCCUUGUUCUUUUCACGCCCUUUACUUGCUGCCUAUACAACAUUGCUGCUAAUGUUAUACAGAGCUUGUAAUGAUAAAAUAGGGUAGUUGUAGAUGUUACAUUGACAAUCCCUGAGCCUCAGACAGAUAUUACUGCAUAGGAUUCUCCAUGUACUGUAUCAAUACCCCUGUGCUAUCCAUGCAUUGAAGUAUUAUGAUUGUCAUGACUGUCAGUCACUCUCUGCUCUAUUUGCUUUUCUAUGUAUUUGUGUAGAUUGAAGUGUACACUACUGAUGCUGUUUGUUGUAAUGGGGAGCACAUAGCAAUAAAAGAUAUGAAUAACUA
Messenger RNA from Perca flavescens (yellow perch), 7621 nucleotides. It is a transcript of the gene adamts3, whose product is annotated as ADAM metallopeptidase with thrombospondin type 1 motif, 3. The coding region runs from base 317 to 3847 and encodes 1176 amino acids. The record is from RefSeq and is a predicted model, not a curated record. Gene Ontology annotation, cellular component: extracellular matrix. Gene Ontology annotation, biological process: extracellular matrix organization; proteolysis. Gene Ontology annotation, molecular function: metalloendopeptidase activity. Lineage: Eukaryota; Metazoa; Chordata; Actinopteri; Perciformes; Percidae. The transcript has 22 exons.